CCACCUUUCGGCUUUGGAAGCUUCCCGCUUCCCCUCCUCUCUCUCUCACCAUGGCUUCCAACUUCAACGACAUAGUCAAGCAGGGAUACGUGAGGAUACGGAGUAAGAAACUGGGGAUCUUCCGGAGGUGUUGGCUGGUGUUCAAGAAGGCCUCCAGUAAAGGGCCCAGACGGUUAGAGAAGUACCCAGAUGAGAAGGCAGCCUACUUCAGGAGCUUCCACAAGAUCACUGAGCUCCAUAACAUCAAGAACAUUACCCGGAUGCCACGGGAGACAAAAAAGCAUGCUGUCGCGAUCAUCUUCUGUGACGACACGUCAAAGACAUUCGCCUGCGAAUCAGAGCUGGAUGCAGAGGAAUGGUGUAAGCUGCUGUGCGUGGAGUGCCUGGGCAGCCGUCUCAACGACAUCAGCCUGGGAGAGCCAGACCUGUUAGCAGCAGGGGUGCAGCGGGAGCAGAACGAGCGCUUCAACGUGUACCUGAUGCCCACCCCCAACCUGGACAUCUACGGGGAGUGCACCAUGCAGAUCACCCAUGAAAACAUCUACCUGUGGGACAUUCACAACGCUCGCCUCAAACUCGUCAUGUGGCCUCUGAGCUCGCUGCGCAGAUACGGUCGUGACUCCACCUGGUUCACUUUCGAGUCCGGAAGGAUGUGUGACACAGGAGAGGGUUUGUUCACGUUCCAGACGCGGGAGGGGGAGAUGAUCUACCAGCGGGUCCACUCGGCCACGCUGGCCAUCGCCCAGCAGCACGAGAGGAUGAUGGAGGAGAUGGAGAAGAGCUCGCAGAUCCACUCCAGAGAGACGUUAACCAAGUCCAUCUCCCUGCCGCGCAGUGCCUACUGGCAGCACAUCACGCGUCAGACCAGCGUGGGGGAUCUCUACAGUUACCAAGGAAACGGCCUGACGAUGACGUUCAUCCCUCGAGCACAGACGUUCCCCAGCUUUCUGUCUGAUGAGCCCGACCAGGAAGAGAGCCAGCACCAGGAAGAGGCACCAUCGCCCUCUAGUGGCUGUGAAUCGAGUUGCAGCCUCAGACCCCUCCAAUGACAGAGAGCUGCUCGACCAACACUGGACACUUUACCCACUACUGUAGAGACGAUGUAGAAAUAUGUAUAGUGACAUGUGUAAUAUAUCAUUUCCUGGGGAUACUUACAAACAAUAGUGUCAACUGUAGAGCGAGUGGUACAUGACAAGGAUCCUGAGGAGGAUUGUGUCCUUUCUUGUAUUGUUGUGUGACAGCAGAAGUAGCUUCAAAGAUUGCACCAAAAAUCCUUUAAGCGUAGUUUUAAAGCAUUUUAUGUUAUAAUUUUCCUGCUAAAGCCAGCAUGAUGCCCACAUCUUCUCUUUUUUUUUUCCUUUUCAAAUCACUGCACUACAAUUUACAAAGAGUCAACACGCUGAGGUUCACUGUAAAACAAUGUCAAAAAAAGGCUUUCCUUCUGAAAUUGAUGAAACCACAUCAGGCUCGUUCCCGCAACGUGCAGCAUCAGCAACCAAUUCGAGAGAAACUCCACCGGUUUUGACACAUUAUAGUACUCCCACACUUACUGCACUCAGCUUUCUCUUAAGAAUGUGAAACUGAUCAAUGCCUUACACAAAAACAGCUUGAUGCUGUAGGCAGUGAUGAAUCAGCUUAAAGCCCUUAACCGGUUACAACCAGCAAAAAGGAAAAAGUCAUUCAGAAAUGGGCCUCGAGGAUGUAGGAGUGGACUGUCACGUCAGAAAUGAUAAAAAGCCACCUUCUCACAGCCUCUGCUUUAAACUGCCAACCUUACCUUUCACUGGAGCAAUUUGACUUUAAUAGCUUCCUCGCUCCUCUUCAGCCUCAAACUGUAUAUCUGAUAACUGGUUCAUUAGCUAAAGGUGGAAAGAGAGAGACCUAAUGGGCUGAGUUAUGUAAAGCAGAGCUACAUUUGGCAUUAAUGGCUCUAAGAGGUGCACUGUGGCAAUAAAACAUCAUAGUAAUGUUAUUUUUCUGCCGGUUUAUCAAAGUUCAUACAAAAUUUAACAUUAUACGAAUCUUAGAAUCAAGGAAAUAUGUGCUCAGUUAAAUGUACAAAAUCAGCCAAAAAUCAUUAGAGCAGUAGUUAUUGGCUAUCUUGCUGAGACUUAAAUUGGAGGGUUGAUACCGUGUCUCUGUAGUGAAGAGCUAGCCUAGCCCCUUGUGAAGGCAGCAAAAUCUAUAAACCAGCACCUGUAAAAUCACAACCUGCUAUUUUUACAGAUACGUUUUUGUACAGAUUAAAGAAAUAGGAUGUAACAUGUUAAUUAGUGAUCUUUAGAGGUACUGGUUUGUGGAAUUUGUUACCCACAGAGCCAGGCUAGCUGUUUGCUAUUGUUUCCGGUGUUUGUGCUAAGCUACCUAAGAGAAGUUGUUGGCAGGAGAGUCAUAGUGACUGUGCAGAUCAUAGAUUGUAUGUAAAAGAUGGAUGUAGUGACCGUGAUAUUACCCAUUGGGUUUUUUUGGGGGGUGGAUCUGACCGAGAAUAUGGGGAUAUUAGUGAUACUUGGCUUUAUCACCCAUUUUGCUCUCAGUGGUGCCACAAUAUACAAAAUGAACACCAUUGCUGUAUUCAAAGAGUCUUGAAACAAGUCAUUGAGAUCAUUGACUCAUUCAUAAAAUGUUUACUGAAAUGACAGUUCAGGGAAGAAGUAGAGUCAUUUUCUCAUAGACUUUUAUACAAUCAGACUUGUUUUCACAACCAGUAGAGUCGCCCUCUGCUGGUCAUUGGAAGGAAUGCAGCUGUUGACACUUCUAUAUCAUCUUUUAUUAACAAUCUAUGAUGGUAAUGCGGUACUGAUCUUCUCAAAAACAAACAAAAGAAUGUAAUACUAAAAACAAAAUACCAAAUUAUAAGGAAACAUUACAUAAAACAUACAAUUUCUGACCCACUGGCCUGACAAAUCAACUUAAACUUCUUAUUUUUAAAAGAAAGUCAGAUGCUUUAUACAGUCCUGCUUUCCAUCCACGAGAAACAGUAUAAACAUUAGUCGUCACAAAAGCUGAAAACCUAUAACAUAAUCCCAUUCCUUUGUGUAGCAUGACUGAAAUGUGUCAGUGAGAAUGUGACCGCUGUGAUGAGAAUGUUCUCUGCAUUGUCCUCUUAGAGUAAGAAGUGCCUUCCGACACAGACCGCCGAGUGUGAGAUAUAACCAAAGCAGCGACUUUGGGCUUUGAGUUUACCACUGUUGAGAGAAUAGUUAAUGCUGUACCUUCAAAACAACUUCAGAAAGUCUUACGUUUUCUUACAGUAUUGUAGAUUCAGCUGUUAAAAGCCAUGUCACAGCUGAAAAAGAGUAAAAUGCUUGUUGCCCUUUAGUGGCGGUCACCAGACACAAAUUCAUCUCUUGUGGUAAAACCAGCUGUUCUUUUUGAUUCACCAGUUUUCCAUCAUAUUUUAUUUUUCAAAACCCAGCCAUUACAGCAACAAUAGUGUAAUCAAAAGGGGUUCCAGUGACAAUCAGUUUUAGGCAGCAAAGCAGUCUUUCAGUGUCAAAUGUAAUCACUCAUUUCAGUGUUUUUUUUUUCCUGUUCCUGAUGUCGUUUUGUUUCAGGUUUAUGUCUGGAAAUGCGGUAGAUAUUAGAUUUAGAAAGAACUGGAAAAGAACAAGGACUUAUUUUGUGUUAAAAUUAAGUUUUGCAGUAGUCACUUUAUUUUGUUAUUUAAAAAAAAAAAAAACAUCCUUGAUAUUCGUUCGAGCCUCAAAGUGCCCAUCCACACAGCGGUUGUUAGUCUGCAUCAGAGCCCGUUGAGACGUCGACAUGUGGCCAUAUUUACGCCCUAGUUGUGUUGAGUCUUAGCUCAAGUGUGGUUAAUAAAUGUACGUGUAAUUGUUUCACUACAUUGGCAGCCGUACUUACAGAGAUGACUGGAGAAAAUACUAGUUGAUUGUUUAAUUAUUAUUCAUUGUUUUGGUUGUUCAUUGUAGCCAUUUGUCCGUUCGUAGAACUGUCAUGUAUAUUUGUUAUUAUUCCGAAAUGAUUGUGUCCGACAUGUUUUGUGUUCUGUUAGAUUAUAUGUUUAUAGCACUUUGAACACACGAGUGUAGGACUACAGUUUUCACUAAAUGUACAUAUGUAAUGUUUUUGAUGAUUUAAGAGAGGUAAUAAAUUGAAUGUUCUAUCAUG
This is a messenger RNA of Acanthochromis polyacanthus (spiny chromis), 4131 nucleotides long. It is a transcript of the gene dok6, whose product is annotated as docking protein 6. The transcript is spliced from 8 exons. Gene Ontology annotation, biological process: cell surface receptor protein tyrosine kinase signaling pathway; positive regulation of MAPK cascade. Bases 51 to 1049 code for a protein of 332 amino acids. The record is from RefSeq and is a predicted model, not a curated record. Gene Ontology annotation, cellular component: cytoplasm. Lineage: Eukaryota; Metazoa; Chordata; Actinopteri; Pomacentridae.